AUGAAUAUUCGAGGAUAUAGAUUAACAAUCAUUGGAGUAUACGCAGUAAAUGAUGAUUCACCAACAGCUUCAAAAGAUACAUUCUUCCAACAGUUGAAUGAUGAGAUUAUAAAAACCGGAAAAACGAGAGAAAUAUUUUUGUUGGGGGACUUAAAUAGCCGCACCGGAAAAAGUGAUAAUGAUGUUACUAUAGGAAAAUAUGGAGAAGAUACGCUCAUUAACAAUGGAGAAAGACUAAUUGACAUGUGCAAACAGAAUAACUUAAGAAUUCUCAAUGGAUUUUAUCAACACCGUAACAUACACAAAUAUACGUGGAUACAAGGCACAAAAAAAUUAAGAUCUAUCAUAGAUUACGUAAUUACUAAACAAAAAACAAAACUACAGAUUCAAGACGUAAGGGUAUAUAGAGGGGCGAUAUGCGGUAGCGACCACCACCUCCUAAAAGCGAAAAUAUUUCUACCAUAUAAACGAGAAAAAUAG
This is a messenger RNA of Sitophilus oryzae (rice weevil), 480 nucleotides long. Its product is annotated as craniofacial development protein 2-like. The coding region runs from base 1 to 480 and encodes 159 amino acids. Gene Ontology annotation, molecular function: catalytic activity. Lineage: Eukaryota; Metazoa; Arthropoda; Insecta; Coleoptera; Curculionidae. The transcript has a single exon. The record is from RefSeq and is a predicted model, not a curated record.